This is a messenger RNA of Harmonia axyridis, 1433 nucleotides long. RefSeq names its product probable phosphoserine aminotransferase. The coding region runs from base 232 to 1341 and encodes 369 amino acids. Gene Ontology annotation, biological process: L-serine biosynthetic process. Gene Ontology annotation, molecular function: O-phospho-L-serine:2-oxoglutarate transaminase activity; pyridoxal phosphate binding. Gene Ontology annotation, cellular component: cytoplasm. Lineage: Eukaryota; Metazoa; Arthropoda; Insecta; Coleoptera; Coccinellidae. The record is from RefSeq and is a predicted model, not a curated record. The transcript has 7 exons.
GACACGACUGUAAUCCCCUCUAUAUCAACCUUUCCAUAGCAUGAUCUGUGACGAACCUAAUCAAAACUAUUCCGUAAUAUCGUAUCAUUUUAAACCAUAUAAAAUGUGAAAGAUCUGCCUUAUCGUGAUCAGUGUUAACGUCCAAGUGAUGUGCCUUCAUUAGUAACUACAAGUAUUGUUUUAUGUGAACUAGUUUGUAUUAGGAAGUUAUAUUGAAUAAGAGAAGAAAAAAUGGGAAACAGUAACACAGCUUUGAAUUUUGGCGCUGGACCUGCCAAACUGCCUAGAGAGGUUCUUCAAGAAGUUCAAGCGGAGCUCCUAUCUUAUCAAGACUCUGGCAUGAGUAUUAUGGAAAUGAGCCAUAGGUCUGCAGAGUAUUCGAAGAUCAAUAAAGAUGCACAGCAAUCCAUUAGAGAAUUAUUGAAAGUGCCAGACAAUUACAGGAUCCUGUUCAUGCAAGGGGGUGGAGUAGGAGCCUUCGCAGCGGUGGCCAUGAACCUAAUAAACAGGACCGGCACGGCCGAUUAUGCAGUUACAGGAACAUGGUCUGCUUCUGCUGUUAAAGAGGCCCAGAAGUACGGAAAAGUAAAUCUCGUAUUUCCUAAAGCUGACAAGCCAGGAAGUAUACCGGAUCAGUCAACAUGGAACUGCGACCCAAACGCUUCUUAUCUUUAUUAUUGUGAUAAUGAAACUGUAGAUGGUGUUGAAUUUCCUGAAAUUCCCAGUAACCCAUUCAAUGUACCGUUGGUAGCUGACAUGUCCUCCAGUAUUAUGACAAAAAGAGUUGAUGUUUCGAAGUUUGGAGUUAUUUUCGGCGGUGCUCAGAAAAAUAUCGGACCUGCUGGUGUAGUCUUCGUUAUAAUAAGAGAAGACUUGCUAGGAAAACCAAUGGAUAUAUGCCCUUCAGUGAUGAAUUUCACUCAUAUAGAUAAAUGUAACUCGGUUCAUAACACACCAGCGACACUUUCAGUAUACAUUAUGGAGAAAGUUCUUAGAUGGAUAACAGCAAAUGGAGGCGUGGAGGGUAUGGAAAAACAAUCUUUCGCAAAGAGUGAUUUGUUAUAUAAGACUAUAGCAAAUUCUAAUCAGUUUUAUAGCUCGCCUAUCGAUGAAAAUGUAAGAAGUAGAAUUAACAUACCAUUCAGAGUAGGCGGAGUUAAUGGUAAUGAAGAAUUGGAGGCUUUGUUCCUUGAGAAAGCGGAGAAACUAAAAAUGUAUCAAUUGAAAGGACACAGAUCUGUUGGUGGAAUGAGAGCUUCUUUAUAUAAUGCUGUAUCAAUAGAAGAUGUUAAUUCAUUAGUAAAAUUCAUGCUAGAAUUCCAGAAAUUACAUGCUGUAUAAGAUAUAGAGUAAUAUAUUUAUUUAUUAAGUAUUCAUAUUUGUACAUAAUUUAUAUAACAAUUUGCAUAAAAUAAAAAUUAAUUAAUUUUGCA